CUGUACAUCGCUUGUACAAGUCAAAAGAUUGUGAAUAUAUUUUAAGAGUUUGUAUAAAGACUGAUUGUUAUAUAUCCAUAUAACCGUUCGCCACUUCCAGUGUUUUUUUCUUACGGAAAAUCUGAACUAUCCAAUAAAGGAUAUCUGAGGGUGCAAACCGAGCAUAGAGUCCAAGCCUUCAAGUCCAGCCUUUAAAGAAAUACUAAAAGUUUUUAGUCUGGCUUUUCUAGUGAAAUAUUGUUGUUAAAGGUGGAUCGUAGACAUCUUGAGGUAUUAACACACGAACAACUUAUAGAGCAAGCAAGAAUAUAUCAUGUGCCUAUAUUCUACCUAGAUUCAAGGGAUGUAAUCAUCGAUACGAUCAUGACGCAUUUACAGGGGAAUAGACCAUUGGCAGAUUUAGAUUUAUGCCCAGGUAAUGAUAAUCGAGAAUCAAGGGCUAAUCAUGUAGAUGAACCAGCUAACAGAAAAGAGUCCGCUUCCCUAAGAACAAUGGAGUCUACCAUGAUGAACAUGUUUGAACAAAUAAAAGCUCAGAUGACUCAGAUGACAAUGCAGCAACAACAAUUUAUGCAACAGGUUUCUGAUUCUAUCGCAAAAGCAAUAGAAGCAAUUAUGCAACAAGAGCGAAGAGGAUUUGGGCAUUAUGUACCAGGUCUGACAGAAGCAAGUCUCAAAUGGAAUCCUGAAGAAGAAGAAAUAAAAGCUAUAGAAGAUAUGGAAUGGUUACCAAAUAUGCAUUCUGAUACGCUCCUAGCUGAGAACAUGGUGGAUUGGAUAAAAACAGGACCGAAAAAACUCACCAUAGACGACGAAACCAUGUAUUGCAAUCCAGAGAUUUUGGAGCAAAUUAUCAGGUCAAAAACUGUAUUUGAUAAAUUAGAUAAGGUUGAGAUGCGCAAAGCAAGAACUCGUUCAAACCCUUAUGAAACAAUUCGCACUGCUAAUUUUCUGAAUCGUGCAGCUGUCAAAAUGGCGAAUAUCAACAGAGCAUGUAAUUUCAUGUUUACUGACCCAAAGGAUUUACAUCCCAAUAAAUUAUUGUACUUCGCCGACGUAUGUGCCGGUCCGGGCGGUUUCAGUGAGUAUAUUCUGUCCAGAAAGAAAUGGCAUGCCAAAGGAUUCGGAUUCACUUUGAAAAACGAAGAUGACUUCACAUUGGAUGAGUUUUUUGCUGGUCCGUGUGAAACUUUUCAUCCUUUUUAUGGUUCUAAAGGCAAUGGAGAUGUAUUUGACCCACAAAAUCAAGAAGAAUUUAGAUCUUUAAUAAUGAAACAUACAUAUGGCAAAGGUGUGCAUUUUAUGAUGUCAGAUGGAGGAUUCUCUGUGGAAGGUCAAAAAAACAUCCAAGAGAUUCUAUCUAAGCAGUUAUAUCUGUGUCAGUGUCUGGUGGCAUUAAUGAUAGUGAGACCAGGUGGACACUUUGUGACAGCAUUGUUUGAUUUGUUCACACCUUUCAGCAUUGGACUUGUUUAUCUAAUGUAUAGAUGUUUCGAAAAUAUUUGCAUCUUCAAACCCAAUACUUCUAGACCAGCUAAUUCGGAACGUUAUUUAAUAUGUAAAACAAAAAAAGACGAUACACAAGCGGUAGUUCACCAUCUCUCUCAUGUUAAUCAUUCACUUUUAAAGAAAGAUGAUAAGAAUGAUGUAAUUCAAUUAGUACCGCUCGAUGUAUUAGAAGCGGACAAGGCAUUUGUAUCGUAUUUGAGAAGCUCUAAUGACGCUCUAGGCAAGAAACAAGUAAUAGGCCUCUCGAAAAUCGAGGCUUUUUGCAAGGAUCCAAUGCUGACCGAGCCAAAACAAGCGGAUAUGCGAAAGGAAUGCCUGAAUUAUUGGAAUAUACCUGAUAAAACUCGCGUGAGACCGCAAAUCAUUAGACCACAAGAUAAGAUAUGGGAAAUUUUAAGGGGCUCUGAAUGUUUCUUCGGUUUCGAAGCACAGAAAUUGGAAAACGACAAUGUAAAAAGUAUAUUGAAUCAACCAUAUAAUUGGUACUGCAUGCCCUGUGGUUCCGGUCCCUGUGUCGAAGAGGAUAAAGUAGCAACGUUUUAUUUGGGUUUGGGAAGAACAAAAGUGUUUCGUUUUACGAAAAGAGGCAAAUGGGAAUCGAUUGGAGAUGUAAAGAUAGAACUACCACCUGAUACUCUUGUAUACGCCGAAUUAGUAUAUGAAACAAAACGGACGGGAAAAUACUUUUCCAAGACAUGUGCAUUGCAUAUUUUGGAUGCUUAUAUGCUUGGUGGAGAAGAUAUUAGUAAACGACACUUAGAUGAUAGGUAUAAACUAACUAAGCUAUUUUGCGAAUCACUGCAGAAACCAGUUCCAAAUGACUUUGUAUGUGUGCGCGCCAAGGAGAGAUUCAUGCUGAAUCUCGAUAUAGGGAAGAACUUGCGUGUUGCGCAACGUCGUGUGAAAAUGCCCAUUGCGUUCGAAUCGCAAAAGAAUCUAUUGGAACGUGACGGCGAAAAUGAUGAUGAGCCCAUAUAUUCCGCAUACAACAGCGUACUUUUCUUAAAAAGCGUCGCUCAACCUUGGGCGCGUCAUAUUAGUAAAAAAUAUAAAUGUUAUGUUUAUAAUCCGAUUACCAAAGUAGCGGAAUACAAAAUCCGAAACAAUCAACAUAAUAGACCACCCGAAGCCGAAGCUGAUUUUAAAGAGGCAUUCGAGAAACGUAUUAUCUGGGAUUGGCCUGGCAAUCAAAGCUUAGCAUUGAAUAUGGACACUUUAGUUGCGAUGAUAAAUUCAUCACAAAAUGUCUGAAUCAUGUGUAUUAUAUUAUACAUAUCGUAAAUAAUUAUGUCAUAACGUUUUUUUAAGUUCUUGUUCUUGAUUUUCGUUAAAACAUAUUACUUUUGAUUAUAGAGAAUUUAUCAUAGUUUCAUUUAAUAGUUAGUAUCUCAAAAAUUGUAUUAAAAUAAGAAAAUAUAUUAAAAAAUAUUAUAUUGUUAUAUUUGCAUUCA
Formica exsecta is the source of this 2960-nucleotide messenger RNA. RefSeq names its product cap-specific mRNA (nucleoside-2'-O-)-methyltransferase 1-like. NCBI's taxonomy places the organism in Eukaryota, Metazoa, Arthropoda, Insecta, Hymenoptera, Formicidae. The record is from RefSeq and is a predicted model, not a curated record. Bases 364 to 2760 code for a protein of 798 amino acids. Gene Ontology annotation, cellular component: nucleus; cytoplasm. The transcript is spliced from 2 exons. Gene Ontology annotation, molecular function: methyltransferase cap1 activity. Gene Ontology annotation, biological process: 7-methylguanosine mRNA capping.